Molecule: messenger RNA, 2648 nt
Organism: Malania oleifera
Lineage: Eukaryota; Viridiplantae; Streptophyta; Magnoliopsida; Santalales; Ximeniaceae
Product: mitotic spindle checkpoint protein MAD1
Exons: 16
Coding region: 244-2394 (716 amino acids)
Biological process (GO): attachment of mitotic spindle microtubules to kinetochore; mitotic spindle assembly checkpoint signaling
Cellular component (GO): mitotic spindle; nuclear envelope; kinetochore
Source: RefSeq, a predicted model, not a curated record
CCGGGUCGGAUGCCGUGGCCCGUGGUGGGUGUCGAGCAGCGCUAUUCUACGAUCACGGGCUCGUGAUACUAAGUUUUCUUUCGAUGGGCAUCCUUUAAUUUAAAAAGUUUCAAUAUAAAUCACCUCUGCUGAAAAGAAGAAUGGCGCCUUCGUUUUAAACCAGUGCUUGAGCAGAGAGAGAGAGAGAGAGAGAGAGAGAGAGAGAGAGGGAGAGAGAUACCCCAGGCCUAGAUAUCAGCGAGAAUGAUUCUGAGAACGCCUCCUCCGAAAAGGCCUAGGGCUGAUUCCAAAGCUAUCGAGAGCCCCAACUCCGACCGCCGACUCGUAAUCUAUGAGGAUCCUCCGGUGCCAGCAUCAUCGCACGCGCCGUCCGAGCAAAUGCUCUGCACUUACCAAUGCCGUCAGAUGGUUAAAUCAGAGUUUCUGGAUGCAUUGGAUGGGGCAGAGAAACAAGUUCUUGAUUAUCAAUCAAAAUUGGAAGCAUUGAAUGACAACUUCUGCAAGUCUGAGUCGGAGAGGAAGAAAUUUCAAGAUCAAUUCUUAUAUGCGGAACAAGAACUUGCUGCUGCAAAAGGACGUGAACAUGCACUGCAAGGGCAGCUUUUGAAGGAGGUCAAAGAUAAUCAAGAACGGCUUAAAAAUAAAAUACAUGCAUACAACAAACUUGAGGUCAAGCUCCAAACUGAAAUGAACCUUCGCAAGAAUGCUGAAUCUUCAGCAGCUUCAGCUGAAGAGAGAGCAAGCCUUUUGCAGGGACAACUAAAGCAGCUUUCUGAAAGCAAAGAAAGAGAGCAAAAAAGUCUUCAAAAUGAGCUUGCGCAGCUGAAGAGAGAUUCUCAGCUUUCUGUUUCCAGAAUAAGUGCAGAUGUUCAAAAAAUGGAAUGCAGAGCUAAUAAUGCUGAAAAAGAAUCAGAGCUACUAAAAGAGCAGCUGGAAGAACAUAAGCAGCGACUUAGUGAGUGUUUGCACCAGAAGAGCGAAGUGGAGAAGAAAUUAUCAAGUUUCACAUCUCAAGAAGUUCCUUCUACAGAGACAAGUAUCUUAGUGAAGCAUCUGCAAGAAGAGCUGAGGAAUUAUGAGUCUGAAGUUCGAGAAGCUAGAAAGUUGAAAUCAUUUCAUGAAAAUAUUGAGUUAUUGAAGGAGAAGUUAAUGGAAGAAAAAUGUCGUCGGGAGAGGGCUGAGUCAGAGUUACUCAAAUUGCCAGAGCUUGAGCUAAACUUGAAGACAUUGGAGGAUGAAUUAUCAUCUUGGAAGAUGAUGAUUAAAGAUAUUCCAGACCUGUCAAAUCCUGAAGAUAUAACUCUUAAGUUUGCAACGUUACAAAAAGAGGUAAUUGAUAGCAUGAUGAAGGUGGGUGAGGCAAAUGCACGCUUGAAACAAAUUGAGGUGGCUUUGGAUGCUGCUGAACUAAGUAAACAAAAUGCUGAAGUUGAGGCUGCUUUGGCCAAAGAGAAUGAAGAAGCAUCCAAAUCAGAGGCUAAGCGGCUUGAAUUCAUGCUUUCUUUGGUUACUGAAGAAAGAGACCAGUUAAGAAAAGUUGUUAAUGAAUUGAAGAAGCAAAGCAAUGUUGAAGCUGGAGAUGAAGUGGCCAAUGGAACUCUUAUUCAGGAGCUUGAAUCAUCUCUUGCAAAGAAGGAAGUGUGCAUUAAGGAAUUGGAUAGUAAUUUACGCGAGCAAAUAGAAGUCAGUAAUCGUCAAAAUGCUGAAAUAAAGUUGCUUGCUGAGAAAUUAAAUAAUGAAGCACGAAGAAUAAAGUCAUUAGAGAGGGAAAGUGAUAGGCUUCGUGCUGAGAUUUCACUACUGGAAUCAAAGUUGGGUCAUGGUGAUUUUUCUACUGCAAAUACAAAAGUUUUGCGAAUGGUAAAUACGCUUGCGAUUGAUAAUGAGGCAAAACAAACGAUUGAGGCUUUGCAAACUGAGCUACAGAAGACAAAGGAAAAAUUACAAGCUUUUGAAGAAUUGAAAAGACAGUCAGCUGAUGCUGGGCAACUGGUAGACUCGUAUAUAUCAGGACAGAUAGUUCAAUUCAAGGAACAAAUUGCAACACUUGAGAAACGCGAGAAAAGAUAUAAGACUGUUUUCGCGGAUAAAAUUUCAGUAUUCAGAAGGGCAUGUUGUGAACUUUUUGGUUACAAGAUUGUAAUGGAUGAUCAUCAGCGCCCUAAUGGAAUUCCAGUGACUCGUUUCACUCUCCAAUCUAUAUAUGCUCAAAGUGAUGAUGAAAAGCUUGAAUUUGAGUAUGAAUCGGGGAACACUAACAUAUUGGCAAAUGAUUACACAUCCCAGUCGGAGAUAUCCCAGCAGGUUGAGAUAUUCAUUCGCAAGUUGAAUUCAAUCCCAGCUUUCACUGCCAACUUAACUGUAGAGUCCUUCAAUAGACGGACCCUUUCUUGAAAUGAGAUGAGUUAACAAUGUAGUCAGUAAAAUUAGAAGUGUAUGCUCUGCUUCUUGUCAUUUAUUGUACUCCCCCUCUGACUAGAGGUGUGUUUGGGCUGGACUGAUACUGGAAGGUUUUUAUAGCUACAGUUAAAAUGUGUGUGUUUCAACUGUUAGAUAUUGGAAUUGCCUCUGCAUCUUUUACAGCUAUAUAUAAGAAGCAUCAUCACUAAAGUGGUUUUAUAAACAAAGAAAAAAAAAUUUAUUGGAAA